Messenger RNA from Guillardia theta CCMP2712, 4428 nucleotides. RefSeq lists its product as hypothetical. The transcript is spliced from 20 exons. The record is from RefSeq and is a predicted model, not a curated record. Gene Ontology annotation, molecular function: calcium ion binding; protein binding. The coding region runs from base 1 to 4428 and encodes 1475 amino acids. Lineage: Eukaryota; Cryptophyceae; Pyrenomonadales; Geminigeraceae. Gene Ontology annotation, cellular component: cytoplasm.
AUGGGAAUUGAGGCCCCAGCGAACAAGGAGAAAGAUGACAUCCGAUGUCAUCGAACGCCAGCUGACGUGAUGACUUUGGAGAAGCAACUACAGCACAAGACUGCCAUAGUCAAGAGACACCAGGAGAUGGAUGAAAUCCUCAAGACUGCUGGUGUGAGGGCGACAGAUAGGGUUUACAUUGAAUCGCUGCUGUCAGUUUCCUCGAGAUAUCUGGAUGUCACUCUUCAAGACUCGCUAGAGGUCUCUCUGCGCGAUCUUGACAGGAGAGACGUGGGACAUGUCAGUGUUUCUAAAGUCUACAUGGCAUAUGAUGAAGCGAAGUCAAAGCCAUCGAAGAAAAUUCCUGAGAGUGGAGAGAAAAUUCUGUUGAAGGUAUUCAAGCAGAACGCCAGCGAGUUGCAACCAGCGGAGAUCGUGGACACAUACCUGGACAACGACAGGAGGGUCAAGUUCAUGCUCCGAUUGGCUGACUCGUCGUUGAGCGAAAACUUCAGGUCGAGGAUCUUCACUGAGAGCGAGAUUGCAGAUCCACACCAUGGGCUGAUGCAAGAAGACGUCAUUCCUCAGAGCAAAGAUUUGGCAUCAAUGAUAUCAGACAUCUUGCAAACACGUAAGGUUGCUCCCAACAUGCAACAAGUGUGUAGUAAGUUCAUCUUGAGUCAACCCUUCAAAGUCAGCAGCUGGGUGCAUGGGUUUGAGGACGAUGUGUUCGAGACCAUCUUGAUUCCUCUCAGCAAGUUUGAAAUCGACGCCCUGCUCAAGGCAGACCAGCAAAAGUUGGAGGAGACGCUGGUGGCUCGUAUAGAGGGUGAGAUUCUGCGGUUCAUAGAGACCUUCGGAGACAGUGAUGACGUCACGUCCAAGUUCGAGUCGAAUGUUGCAGAGAGUGAAGAGCCCAAGUCGUUGAUCUCUCGAUCCAUCAGCAGCAGAAGGAGCAGGUCGACCUCCCACAACGAUGACUUGCUCUCGAUGUCUUCUGCUGCUGUCACUCUCAACUCGAGAAAGAACGCUCUCAAUAUGAACAAGAAGAGGAAUACAGGCUUCAAGAUUCGUGUCGACACCAAUGACUCGAAGCGAUUUGAAAUCUUCGAGAUGGAUUUCAACUUUGACUAUCAGUACACUGCUCCUUACUUUGUCUUGCGUGCAAAUUGUGAAGCGUAUCUCGGGCUGUCCAAGACAGAGCGAUUUGUUGAUCUGCUGCUCAACUCAAAGGUGGUGGGUAAGGAUCGCAAAGAUGCGCUCAGCGUUCUGAACCUACAGUUUCAAAAGACUUGUGACGUCUUCAUUCAGCAUUUGAGUGACGCAGAGACUUCUGGUCUGCAUCAGCAACUGAACUCUCUUGACAAAGAGUUCAUGGAUGUCAAAGCGAUGUUCGUAGAGUUGAUCGCUGCUGUCGAGAAAAACCCCAAACUUGGAGAAAAUCAAAAGAAGACGCAAGGAAAGGAGCCCAUGGAAUUUGAACAUGAAUACUUCGCAUGGCUGAUUUCAAAGAAGUUUUCAUACUUCCUUGAUCGUGAAGUCAAUCUCAGAACCCAGCAGAUCUUUGAUUCUGCACUCAACCAUGCCAUGACCCACCAUAUCGCGAAGUUGCAUAUCCAAACAAUCAUCCCCACGUUUGAAUCAUUGAGCUCUGCCGUCGAGGUUGUUCAGCGAGCGUUCCGCUCGUUUCUCUCGCGCAGAGCGAUCAGGGAGUGUGAGGCGUACUGGAGCAGGAUAACAGGAAGCAUCCUCUUUGAAGGCCCGGUAGAGCCCUUGCAGAAGAACUUCAUCGUGUCGGACGGACCAGAGGUCUGGAACUACUACCGCGACCACUCCAUCUCCAUCCAAGUGCCGGGAGGAGGAGGAGAGGUGGAAACAAGGAUCAUUCGGCGGUACACAGCCUCGAGGCAGGUACAAGUGCAGACUCCCUUCUCCUUCGUCCCUUGCAAGGGCCUCAGGUACGACAUGAACCAUCCCGAUGAUCCGCGAACGGUCGAGGCGAUGCGACGGGACCUCUUCCUGACCGAAGACUUGAGUCACUCCGGCAUGAUCGGCAAGCAGGAGCUGCAGAGGAUCUUGUUGCUGGUGGGGGUCCAGCAGGACCUCGAGGACUGCGAGGAGCUCGUGGAGAGGUAUGGGAGUAAGAGCUCGGGCAAGGUGACGUUGCAGGAGUACCUCAAGCUCAUGAAUGACAAGACCAGCGCUGAGCACAAGGCAAGAAGUAUGCUGCACAUAAGCAAGUCAGAGGCUUCGUCCCUGUCGCACAGAGUCAGCAUCGUCUCAUCCUCCAUGCCUCCCUCCUACGUCAGCGGGAGGCAGUUUGGCAGCGCAGACGACUAUGAAAGUGAGGUCGAGGUAGCCGGAAUGUGGGCCUUCUUCGGAGAGUACAGAGACUUUGCUGGUGAGGUGGUGCGGUCAUGGCCAGACAAUUCUCUUCCAGAGAUCUUGAACGAUGUCUCCGGCAAGGUGGUGGUGAUCGACUUUGAUCAGGACAACUUCUUAGAACAGGCUCAAAACGCUUCAGACUGCGGAGCUCGCGCGAUUCUGUUUUCCCAGCACACCAUCGCAUCUGAGAAACACUUCUCGCAGGAUUUCUUCUCGGAUUCAAAGGCAAAAGCUCGCCAGUUUCCUCUGCCGAUCAUCAUGAUACAUCGGCAACAUAAGCGAAUGCUGCUCAACGGUUCGUUGGUGAGAGUUGAGAUUGUCAACCCCGACAAGAAGAACAUGUUUUCAUGUUGGCCUUGCAAGGCAUUGAGUGUGAAUGAAAUUGAAGAGAACAUCUCGAACAGCAGAGAAGAGAUGGAGAAUAUCUUCAUGAAAGCACUCAACAGCGUCAUAGAAGAAGCUUCUGUCUUCGGUUCAACCAUGCAGGAUGUGGAAGUUUGGAACGAUGAUGAAUUGAAUGAGGCGAUGAAAGCUAUCCACUGGAACGUGAGCGUGCAAGAGAAGAACAAGGACGAAAUUCGUCUUGGUCUGAAGUUCACCAACGCUAUCCACCCGCAAACCAAGUUCGAGAAGCUUGUGGAGCUUCAGUUGAACGGCGCAAGCUUCCUACCAACGUUGCCUUCACCUCAGGACCAGUACUUCAUCAAGCUCAGAUGUCAAGAAGAGACAACUGAAACAGCAAAGAUGGAGGGGAACGACAGUCCCUUUUGGGGGGAGAACUUUCAGUUUCGUCUCACAGAUGAUAAAGUGUUGAAAGAGACCUUGGUGGAGAUCAAGGAAACUUUCGACAGGAUUUGCGACAACGAUUCGAUCUCAGUGAACGACCUGCCGAAACUCUUCGGAGAGUUCAACACCUUGCUGCAGAACGAAGAGGCCACGAUGAUCCUCAAGAAGUACGACGCCAACAAGAACGGGACGCUUGAAUGGAACGAGAUCGUGAGACUGUACCAGGACUUCCAGCUUGCAAACUUCUACAUCGAGCUGGAACUUUGCUUUCAGUCCGGCGAAGAAAGUUUCAAGAUCGGACACAGCAUCAUCACCCUCCCCGAGAACCCGACGAAGAGAUCCGAGAUGAUGGUCUACAUCCAGAACGACGUCGGGAGGUUUCUCAUGAACGAGGAGGACUGCAUGUCCUUCGUACGCGUGGAGGUGCAGGUGCUGCAGUAUUCCUCCAUGCGGCAAGAAGCCUCGCCGGCCAGUAAAGCCGUUGCCCUGCUGUUGAGCAACGGAGCUGUGAAGGAGGAGCUGAAAGCAGCUCGAGCCAUCGACUCUGACAAGUUCUCGACCUGUCUGGUCCUGCGCAAAGUUGUGCCUGACAUCUCGGAGCACCCUCACCGCCUGUUCCGCUGCUUCGUCCACGACGAGACGGUGACUGCUAUCUCCCAACUCAACUCUUCCGUCUUCUACUUCGAGCUGCAGAGCAGCAAGGUGCUGCAGGGCGUGAAGGCGUCAGUCUUGAAGUUCUUCCACGAGGAGCUUCACAUGAAGAUGAAGGCCAUGGCGUUCGACGAUUUCCUCUUCGACGUCUUCGUCCCUCCUGAUCAAGGGCGAUGUAUCCUGCUGGAAGUCUACCCGUUCAGUGACAGCACUGACGCUGCUCUGUACGACUGGAGCAGCGAAGAUGAUCGGAGGAUAGUGCUGGGCGACAAGGUGCCGAGGUCCCAUCGCAGCACAAAAGACGCGCGGAGGACGAGCUUGCUGUUUCCCCCUUGCGAUGUCCGUGUUGCCCGCAGCCCGAGGCGCCAUGUUGUUUCAACCCUGCCCGAGAGACUUCAGAACUGCUUCAAGCGAGUUCUAGAGGAGAAAAAGUUGUCACAUCUGUUGGAAGAGGAAGAGAAUCAGGAAGAGGAAGAGAAGACUGAAGUGCAUGAGCGAUCAGGAAUGAGGUUGUUCAACAUGACAAGCUCCAUCCUCCAAAGAAAAGUAAAGAAGAUGACCACUAGGAAUCUCAAGUCUCCUCGAACAGAAGGUCAAGUGAAGACGAGAGUAUGUACAGUAUCGUGA